AUGCUGCUACUGCUACUGCUACAGAUCUCAGGGAGCUGCCUCUGGCUGGGAUACAGUGAGGUGGUGACAUCAUUUGAAAGUUCAUGUCCUCAAUUUUUCUUCAAAGAAACCCCCCCAAAUGAAGCCCUGGAACCAAACAGUCCAGCCCGGAUUUGCCAACGUUACAAAAACCAGUAUUACUUUGCUACCCUGUAUGACAGGGACAGGCGUAUUCCUGUAUACUCUGCUUACCAGUACCAGCCUGGAUCUGGCAAGAGACCUAAAACUUGGAUGGUUGAGCCCCAGCUGAUGAGUUCAGUUUAUCCUAGCACAAUGGAAAGAGAAUGGACCCUCUUAAAAUAUUUCAACGUCACCUCAGAGCAACUCAACAAGAGCCAGGCUGUCUUCAAAGAUUACAAGAACCUGACAGGAUUGAACCGUGGCCAUUUGAACCCUAGCGGCCAUCACUCUGAUGACAGCUGCAGGAGGGCUACCUUCACCCUCACCAACAUAGUUCCCCAGAAUGAAAAACUCAACGGUGGGGCUUGGAAAAACUAUGAGCAGCAAACAAUGAUCAAGAACACACAGGGCUGUGUCACCACCUAUGUCGUCGUGGGUGCUGUGCCUGGGAACAACUAUAUUGCUAAUGGGCGGGUUAAUAAACCCAGCCACCUCUGGUCUGGUGUCUGCUGUGAGAUGGACAAUGACGAGAGGAGGGCCUGGGCUGUCAUUGCUGAGAACGACAGGAAUGACAUCCAGCUCAUCACGCUGGGAAGGCUGGAAGAAAUGUUGACUGAGCUCUAUGGAAGGGAUCAGGUUUCUCUAUUUGACAGAAACUGUCCCCGAGAAUAA
Molecule: messenger RNA, 831 nt
Organism: Rhea pennata
Lineage: Eukaryota; Metazoa; Chordata; Aves; Rheiformes; Rheidae
Product: endonuclease domain-containing 1 protein-like
Exons: 2
Coding region: 1-831 (276 amino acids)
Molecular function (GO): hydrolase activity; metal ion binding; nucleic acid binding
Source: RefSeq, a predicted model, not a curated record